AGGGACUUCAUUUCGACUUAUACGCGAGCAGAAGCGGCAAAGGUCUUAAACGGGCUCAUUUUUUUAACUGAUGGAUCAGAAACGGAAAGACGACCUGCUCAGGAGAAGGUCAUUCGGAAGCGCGUACUCAGCCUCGCUUCACGCCUCGCUGCUGUGUCGAAUGCUGGUGGCCUGUAUUUACAAAUUAUUGUGGAUAUAUGCAUCGUUUACGGACCCAAAAACUCUACGAAAGUGAAUGAAUUGGUCGGUAAAGCAGUGAAAUCAAAUCCUAUAUUACUACAGGAAUUUCGUAACUCCGCCGCGCCGUCUUUCGUCUCGAUCUUGCUUUCUUCGGACAGCGGACUCCAUGCCUUACGGAAGACAGCUUACUGUCUAAAAUGCCUUUUACAAAGUGUCCCAUCGGUCGUUAUCGAUGAAUUCUUAAAAGACAACGAAUUUAUCAUGGCGAUCGCAAAAUGCUACGACUCACGCCUUUCUGCGAUAGCCGCGGGCUACGGUGGGAUCAACAUCGACCGCGUUGACGAGACCGAAACCACUACGGUGUGGAUCGGAUGCAAAGUCGCGCUAAUCGACUCUUUCCAUGUACUACUGGAACGCAUUCUGAACCAAGUUCGCGCAGAUCCUCGAACUCAUGCCGAACGCGCGUUCGGAAUACUAUUCGCGCUUCUUAACCUCCCAUCCGCGUCCUCACAAUCUUCUGUGCGACCGACUCCAUUCCUGAAUCGGACUUUGGUCGCAGAUUAUCAAGAUGCGUGCGGCUUAUCGUCCACGUUAGCAUCUGUGCUGUCAAACAACGACGAUCCGAGACUUGACGUUUUGGAGGCAACGUUGAAGUCCUUCGAGACCGAGAUCGACAACGACAACAAGGCCGGAGCUCUUAGGGUUGUUCUCCGUUCGAACGGAGUUCCUCCAGGAAUUGAUAAUCGCGGAGUAAGUGCGAAAGGAAAGGACCGUGCCGCUCCCGAACCCGAGCCCAUUCCUGGCAUCGAGCUCGACGCUGCAGUAUCGAGUGUUCUAGAUAUCCUUCCGGACCAAGACCCUGGAUAUGUACGAGACCUCCUAGCAUUACCACGGUACGACGGCAACGCUGAACGCAUUGUGGCGGCGCUACUUGAGGGCGACGCUCCUCCACCAUCUACAUUGAGAACUGAAUCCGAAACGGUCCCGGCUCCAGUUCUCCAUGCACCACUUCCUGAACGCCGUAAUGUAUUCAACGAGCAGCCUAUUGAGGCCACAACUGUAAACAUCGGAAAGCGACGUGGGGACGCGGACGUCGUAUUACAGGAUCGUGCGUUCCUUGAUCAGAUGAAAGCCGAUAUCCUCCGUCGUGCUGCGGAACUAUCAGAUUCCGACGGAGAAGAGGUCGACGCAGAGGACGAGGACUUAGAAUCAGUUCUAGAUGGCGCAGUUAAAGUCAUUGGAGAUGGAGAAGGGAGCGGAGAAGGGAGCGAGGAGGACGAAGAAGGCGAGGGUGAAGCGCAGGCUCCUGCCCCUCCACAAACACCCGAAACAAUCUGCGAACUCGCAUAUAUCAAAGAUCCGAGUGUGUUCGAUCGCGACUCCUUUACGCGUCGCUCGAAAUCGCGUGCGGACUUGAAAGCUCAGACAGGUUGGUCUGACGAGCAACUUGAAGGAUGGCGAAUUAUGCUAGAGAAAAGCCCGAAGAAAGACAAAAUUCUCCAGAAACACGAGUUCGCUGGUAACAAAAAGGGUCUCAUACCUGGUUCAUCUUCAGGUCAAACCGGUGGAAGUUCUCGUGGAGGUCGUGGACGAGGACGAGGGCGUGGUGGACCCGGCCGGGGUAGAGGCAGAGGUGGAAGAGGCGGUGGAGAGAGUGCUAAAGGGGAUGGCGGCGACGCAAGAGAACGUGCAUGGAAGGACAAAAACAAAGCGCGUCAAGCAAAUCAUAAUCGAAAGAGGGGACACGAUAGGAAGAUGGCUCGCGGGGGCGCAAUUCCUGGCCCUUCGACAUGAAUGGUGUCUUCAAACAAACUCAGUCAUUGUACAUUGCUUGGCAACAGAUCAUAGAAAUACAUGGGCUGUAAUCAAUAC
Messenger RNA from Fomitiporia mediterranea MF3/22, 2052 nucleotides. RefSeq lists its product as uncharacterized. The record is from RefSeq and is a predicted model, not a curated record. Gene Ontology annotation, molecular function: ubiquitin binding. Lineage: Eukaryota; Fungi; Basidiomycota; Agaricomycetes; Hymenochaetales; Hymenochaetaceae. Bases 442 to 1974 code for a protein of 510 amino acids. The transcript is spliced from 2 exons.